AUGACAGCUCAAGCAAUCCGCGCCGCCCGUGUGCUUCCCAGCAGUUCGUCGCAGCUGAUCCAGGACGGAGUUGUCCUUAUCCAAGAUGGCCGGAUCAAGCUGGUCGGGAAUUGGGCUACUCUGGAAAAGGAACUUGAAGGUGUGCAUGUUAGAGAUUUGGGCGACGUCACUCUUAUGCCCGGUUUGUUCGAUUGCCAUGUUGGUCACGCCUUUGCUGUCAGCCCCAGAUUCACACACUCACAAUGGUACGUUUCAACUACAGAUGAGGAGCUCAUCCCAUUGAUGACAGUCAACGCCUCACGGCUGCUAGAUGCGGGCGUCACCACGGCGCGCGACUUGGGAUCUCGUGGAAUGACGGCUAUCCUUCUUCGAGACAAGAUCAAGAAGGGCGAAGUCAUUGGCCCUAGACUUCAGUGCGCAAACGCACCCCUUACCGUCGAGAAGGGUCAUGCCCAUGCCAUGGGUGGUGUUUGUCGUGGUGUUGAAGGGGCACGUGCAGAAGUUCGGAAACGAUACGCUGAAGGCGCGGACCUGAUCAAGGUCAUGGCGACUGGGGGUUUCAUGACAGCAGGCUCUCAUCCUUCUAAAGCCUGCUUCUCUCAAGAGGAAAUGACUGCCAUUGCUGAUGAGGCGAGGCGACUUGGCAUGCCAGUUACCACUCAUGCCACGGGCACUGAAGGAAUCGAGAGAGCAGCCGAUGCAAGGUUCAGGUCAAUAGAGCACUGCCUGGAUCACGGAGAGUGGAAACGCAACAUUUGA
This is a messenger RNA of Fusarium vanettenii 77-13-4, 759 nucleotides long. RefSeq lists its product as uncharacterized. The coding region runs from base 1 to 759 and encodes 252 amino acids. Gene Ontology annotation, molecular function: hydrolase activity, acting on carbon-nitrogen (but not peptide) bonds. The record is from RefSeq and is a predicted model, not a curated record. Lineage: Eukaryota; Fungi; Ascomycota; Sordariomycetes; Hypocreales; Nectriaceae. The transcript is spliced from 2 exons.